AUGGAAGAGACCAACCAAACAGAGAUGGUCUGGUUCUUCUUCCGCCCGUUCUCGUCUCAUUUUCAGGUCCAGAUGGUGAUUUUCAUGGCCUUCUUGGCUAUGUAUGUGAUGAGCCUCAGUGGCAAUGCCACCAUCGGUCUUGUGGUCCAGGCCAACCACUCCCUUCACACUCCAAUGUACUUCUUUCUGGCCAAUCUGGCAGUUCUGGAGAUUUUCUAUACGUCGGCGAUCGCACCAUUGGCUUUGGCCAACCUCUUGUCUAUGGGGAAAACCCCGAUUUCUCUCCCUGGCUGUGGCACGCAGAUGUUCUUCUUUGUCUUCCUGGGGGGAGCCGACUGUGUGCUGUUGGCCGUCAUGGCCUAUGACCGAUUCGUGGCCAUCUGCUACCCGCUGAGGUACACCCUCAUCAUGACCCGGCGCUUGUGUGGGCGGCUCAUGGCGGGGUCUCUGGUGCUGGGCUUCAUGCUGUCCCUGCCCCUGACGGUGCUGAUUUUCCGGCUCCCGUUCUGCCACGAUAAUGAGAUUUACCACUUCUACUGUGACAUGCCGGCAGUCAUGCGCCUGGCCUGCACCGAUACGCACACCCACGAGACCGCUCUGUACAUCAUCAGCUUCAUCGUCCUCAUGAUCCCGCUCGCGCUCAUCUCUGUCUCCUACGUCUACAUUGUGGCAGCCAUCCUGCUCAUCAAGUCCGUGGAAGGGCGCCGCCGAGCCUUCUCCACCUGCUCCUCCCACGUCACCGUGGUUCUGCUGCAGUAUGGGUGCACCAGCUUCAUUUACUUAUCUCCCAGCUCCAGCUAUUCUCCGGAACUGGGUCGGGUGGUGUCGGUGGUUUACACUUUUAUCACGCCAAUCUUAAAUCCCCUGAUCUAUAGCAUGAGGAACAAGGAACUGAAAGAUGCCCUUCGGAGAACUCUGGGGAGGUUGUUGUGGGUGCCGUGUAGAUGA
Molecule: messenger RNA, 948 nt
Organism: Gracilinanus agilis (Agile Gracile Mouse Opossum)
Lineage: Eukaryota; Metazoa; Chordata; Mammalia; Didelphimorphia; Didelphidae
Product: olfactory receptor 10V1
Exons: 1
Coding region: 1-948 (315 amino acids)
Biological process (GO): G protein-coupled receptor signaling pathway
Cellular component (GO): membrane
Molecular function (GO): G protein-coupled receptor activity; olfactory receptor activity
Source: RefSeq, a predicted model, not a curated record